Molecule: messenger RNA, 2820 nt
Organism: Brenthis ino (lesser marbled fritillary)
Lineage: Eukaryota; Metazoa; Arthropoda; Insecta; Lepidoptera; Nymphalidae
Source: the annotation of a GenBank genome assembly
AUGGAUUGGAAAGCGUCUAUAAUAAUAUUCUGUACGCUGUUUGUAGCUGUUUUAAGUAAUCCAGCCAAAAUAGAUUCAAAACGAGACCACUGUAACAAGACUGUGGAAAUAUAUGAGGAUGUGUCGUCGCCGCCGGUGACGCCAGAGAACUUCGGCCGACCUCUCACUUGUACAUAUAGGUUUAGAGCAUUCAGAGGGUCGCCUAAGGACUGGAUUCUGAGGAUUCGCUUUAAGAAAUUCAAAGUUGGUACUCUCAUAAAUGGGACCACGUGUCAUAAAGGAUAUAUGCAGAUAGUGGACGGAAACGCAAAAACCGACGUAUCCAAUAGAAAGGAGCCGGGACUCUUUUGCGGGGAGAUAGAGCAACCGCAAACCUUUAUAUCAGAGACUAACUUCGUAAAGAUAGUUUUUCAUGCAGAUAAUUUCACCGACCAAACGUACUUCAGCUUCGAUUCGAGGGCAGAACAGCAGUUCGAGGUUUAUCUACGAUAUGGCCAACAUCCGGAGCUGUAUCCCAACAGACGUGGAGAAGUUGUCGCUGGGUCGUACUGCGAGCGAGUGUUUCGAGACUGCCGGCUGCAAACCUGCUACGUGCAGUCGGCCGCCUACCCCGGAGUGUACCCAAGGAAUUUACAUUGCAGAUACCAUUUGAAUACGCGGUUACCCUACAUCAAACUAUACAUAGAGAAUGAAGAGUUCAACAUAGACGGGCAACGCUGUGAGAAUAUUAUGACAUGUCCCAUGCGGCCCAUCACUUCAGGUUCAGAAAAUUGUCCAUAUGACUACAUAAGGAUAUACGAUGGCAAAGACGAAUCGGCAUCUGUGAUCGGAACUUUCUGUGGCAUGGGAAAGUUUCCCUAUUCUAUUAUCGGAACGUCCCAGGACCUAUUUGUGGAGUUCGUCAGCUCACCUGCGGGGCCACUUCUAAAUACCGGUUUUCAUUUCAACGUGGGUAACUGGCCUGGUCACGUUGAAGCACCAGGCUCUAAAAUUGGAAAUUGUGACUGGCUCCUCACAGCAGAAUCUUUAAAAAAGUCUGGAGACACUGAAGGGAUAUUUUUAUCUGUUGCACAUUGGUAUCCACCUCAUACGUCGUGCACUUAUCUGAUGCAGGGAUUCCCUGGUCAAGUAGUCAGAUUAUAUUUUCCUAGUUUUCGAAUAAAUCGCAUAGAGUCACCAAUAUCUCCGUUUACCGGUGACUGUGGAGAGUCCUUGACUUUAUAUGAUGCUCCAAGACCUGAUGAUGCGAAGAUAAUCAAGACAUUCUGUGAUACUUUCAGUAGACCUAUGGAGAAACAUGACUUUGUAUCUACUGGGAACGCUAUGUUUGUAAGAUUUGAAAGUAAAACUGGCAGUUAUAGUGGAUCAUCUCUAUAUUAUUGGGCUCAUUAUGAUUUCUUCAACAACACUCGAUUUGGUGAACCAGUACCAGGAACAGCUUGUGAUGAAGUUAUAGCAUCUUGGAAACAGCGAGCUGGAAGGCUUCGAUCUCCAUUAAACACCCUUGUAUAUAAACAGGCACUGCCCGGUGAAGAUGUUCAUUGCUUAUACAGAUUUGUUACAGACAAAAGGAUCUACGCCAGAGUUAUUCUGACGAUUUUGAGUGUCAAUUUUAAGGAACACCCAUACACGCCUGUUUCCUGUCAAAACUGUUACGAAGACAGAGCUGACAAACUUAUCAUAUGGGAACCGUUUCCUGGAGGAAAAACUAUAAACAAUACCUUAGGCAUGACCACAACUCCAUUACCCUUACAUUUAGCAGUACAAAGAUCUCUAGGCUCGUGUCUCUGCGCAAAACAUGCAAACUCUGUAUCUAGAGUAAGGCCGUACAGAGUUGUUUCUUCUGGAGAAACUUUAAACUUACAAUUGAUUGUUGAUAACGCUCAUGCCGCAGCCUCCUAUUUUAAAAAUCCAUCGCCACUUUUUGAAGCUCGAUAUGAAUUCGUCCACGGUCCUCUUUGUGGGCCGCCAGUUUUAGCUGCCGCUUUAGAGGGAGAAAUUGUUUAUCCUCAUUUAGAAGCACUAGGAUAUACUGAGCCACCUAAACGGAUACAAUGCAUUUGGGACUUGGAAAUCGAAGAGAAGCGGGAUAUUUGGUUACACUUUGACAGUAUUAAAUUUGCAUCACGACACUGUGACGAUGGAAAUAUUCAAAUAUAUCUCCCUGGUCGCAUUGAACCAUAUUUAUCUGUUUGCGGUGAGAACGUAUCUUUCGCUCGUGAACUUCCACCUCUGUCAGCGGUAGAACUUGGCUUUGAAUCUUUAGACGAUCCUUUAGUAAUUGAAAAGGAAAAGACUAGAUCAAUAAGAAUAGUAUUUAUUGGAAGCGCAUCACCUGCGCGGGCUUCUUUCAAAAUUGCUUGGACUGGUCUCUUCCAUUUACCUAAAAAUUCUGACGGCACUUUAAUGACAUCACGACUUACGGAAAGUUCGAAAGCUGACCCUCACUGCGACUUUAUAUGUCCUGGCGAAGAAGCCCUUUGCAUACCAGCACGACUUAUAUGCAACGGUGUGAUUAACUGUCCAAACGUAACAACAUCUGGCGAAAGAAAAUUCUGGACCGCAGAAGAGAAAAGGGCUAGAGAAGCUUAUUCAGAAGAAAACUUACGACGUCUUGGUUAUUUGGAUGUAGGAAUUCCAUUGGGGCAAAUUCACGAUGAAGCGCCAGAAUUGUGUGCAGGCAGAACAGGAGGAGGUGUGGACUGGUUACCAACAAUAUUAGGGGCUGUUUUAGCAAUUGUUAUAGGUGUUUGUGCAUUAGCAGUAGCAUGGCGUCUUUGCUGCCGUAAACGAUCUCCGGACGAGGAAUCUCUGGACUAC